Saxophila tyrrhenica is the source of this 1128-nucleotide messenger RNA. RefSeq lists its product as uncharacterized. NCBI's taxonomy places the organism in Eukaryota, Fungi, Ascomycota, Dothideomycetes, Mycosphaerellales, Extremaceae. The record is from RefSeq and is a predicted model, not a curated record. Gene Ontology annotation, biological process: regulation of DNA-templated transcription. Gene Ontology annotation, molecular function: DNA-binding transcription factor activity, RNA polymerase II-specific; zinc ion binding. Bases 1 to 1128 code for a protein of 375 amino acids. The transcript is spliced from 3 exons.
AUGUAUUACCAGAGCCCAUCGCCUGGCGGCAGGGGUGGAGGGCAAUGGAACGCCACAAACCCUCCGUCAUCGCAAUCGCAGAAUUGGUCACCGCAACCACCGCCAGGCGGCCGAUAUACGCCGUGGCCACAGCAGCUGGUAGACGUCGAUCCGUUACUCUCGGAGGACGCCGCUGACGCGGAGGAGAACCAGACCCCGCCCAUCUCACAGGCCAUCCUGCAACAGUCCGCCAUGCAGACGAUGCAACCGCAACAUCCUGACCAGUAUCGCGCUCUGCCGCCACCACAGCAGAUGUACGCGCCGCCGUACCAGCCUCACCCUCACAUGGCGUAUCCGCCGCCUCAGCCUCCGCCUAGGCAGCGUACGGCCAUCGCAUGUCGCUACUGCCGUCGUCGCAAAAUUCGGUGCUCCGGCUUCGACCAGUCCGAGGAUGGCCGCUGCACCACCUGCGUGAGAUUCUCUCAAGAAUGCGUCUUCACCCCAGUGCACGCCGAAAUUCAGGCUUUCGUCCCCGCUCACGCGGUCUGGCGCAGUCAAGGCGGCCCACCACCGAACACUCAACUCUACGGCGCCUACGGCCAGCCUCUCCCACAUCACGGCGACCGCAACCAAUUGUACCCACCCCAGCAAGGUCAGGCACCACCCCGAGCCCAAUACCCGCCGUCACCGCAAGGUUACCAACAGCCGCCGAUCUACCAACAGCAACCCCCUCCUCAGCAGCAAGCCGGACAGAAACGUUCGACUGAUGAGCCGCACACGCCAACCCUACCGCCACCACCCUCAGGCGCGCAAACGCAAAUGGGCAAGACUCGUGAAGGGCAGCCGUUCACUUACACAGAAACAAUCGGUCUGAGAUCCAUCGGUGCGUCGCCCGCUUUUUCUCAUGCUUUUUUCCGCAUUGAACAACCUACGCAACCUUCUUACACCCCCUCAUACUUAUACGAGGAUCUUCGUGCGCAGUGUUCGCCGCAGGCGUACAGGCAGCCUGCGCAGGUCUCCAUUGAACCCAGUGCGUCAGCAUACAUGCAGCAGCAGCAACAGGCGCAGGCCGCCCAAGCGCUGAGGCAAGAGGAGCGCACCUCCCAUGACUCGACUAUGGUCCAAGCACUUCGCCGCGGGCCCAUGUAA